CGACAGGGUUCCGACCAUUGACUGUCAAGCCUUCACCUCAAUUUUUUCAUGUAUGUUUUUCAUAAUUGGACCAAUUUAACUCUUUUCAAAGAAAGAAAAGUUGUUUUCGAAAAGGACCUGAUACGGAAGUUUUAUCACAAAUUGAUAUUCUGUUGUUAGACAGAUGACAUAAUUAAAACAUUUUCUUUUAAAAUCAUUUUAAGGGUAUUAUAAAUAUGACAGAUGCUAAUGAAACUGAUACAGAAGUUGAAGAAGAGGAAGAAGAGCAACAACUUACAAUUUAUAAUGUACUACCAGUCGAAGAAGAAAUAGAGGAAGAAGAAGAAGAAGAAGAAGACUUACUUAACAAAAACACCGAUUCUUUCCGAUGUUUGGUACAACUUAUAGUAUCUCACAGUUCCAUAUUCAGAGAUCCUUAUUAUGUGUUUCCUCCUCUAAAAGACCCCGAAUUAGACAAAGCCAUUAACUACGUUCCACCUGAUCCAAUAGUUGAUGAUGUGGGUGCGGAAGAAUAUAAACGUAUGUGUAAAGAAUUUGGUAUAGUGCCGAUAUCGCGAAUUAUAAGAUCACUUCCUACGAACGUAUUAGACCUAAAGUAUUACGGGCUUACUCACAAACAAAUAGUAGCGUUAAUGGCUGGCAUGCAAACAAAUAAAUACGUUCAAGAAUUGACUCUUCAAGAUAACUGGUUAAGUCCAGACAGUGUUCAGUAUUUAACCAAAGCUUUAGAAAUAAAUGAUACCAUCAUCUAUUUGAAUUUACGGGAAUGUAGAAUUGGCCCGGAAGGAGCCGCUUAUCUCGCUGAAGGAAUUCCUUAUUGUCAUUCUCUCAAAUAUUUGGACCUGGCAUUCAAUAGUUUAGGAGAUGAGGGUCUAAUUGCUCUUUCGGAAGCCCUUGUCGAUACAAAUUCAAUAAUUCAAUUAGACUUAAGUCACAAUAUGCUCGGCGAUGGAGCCGGCGAAAUUUUCGAAAAUAUUUUUAAAUUCAAUUUAUCUAUUAUGGACUUAAAUUUGGCAUGGAACAAUUUCUCCACUGUAAAUUANAAUGGACUGCUGGAAAAUAAAAUUCUGCAAUCUUUAAAUUUGGCAUGGAACGCGAUAAGUUCAGUGGAUUGCACUAAACAUCUUGCUAAAUACGUGAAAAAGUCGCAGUCGUUGCAAUUUCUUGAUUUAAAUAGUAACAGAUUGACAGGACCACCAUUAAAGAAAAUACGAAUAGCUCUUAGAAGAAGUAAAUCCUUGUUAGCCGCAAAAUUAGGAAACAAUCCAAUAAAUCCCGAUGAUGCAGUAACUCUUGGAAAAGCCCUGGCCGACGGAAAAAGUAUUAAGUUUCUCGAUUUGGAAAACGUGUUUGUCGAAAAAUCAUUUAUACCGAUUUGGAAUAAGAUUAAACUUCAAGAUAAAUUAAUAAAUUUCGCAGGAAUAUACAGUAAUUACGUAAUUCGUGGUCCAGAUGAAAUGAAACUUAUGUUUCAAAGAGCAAUAUUCUUAUGUUUGAAACCGAAAAAGAAAAAGAAACAAAGAAAUUUUGGGCAUGUUGUCCUUUCCCUACCUGAUAAAGUUGAUAUGCCUCGACAAGAUUUCGAUGUGUUUGCAAAAAAACAAAAAAUUAAAAUGGUUGACAAGGAUUUGAUGAACGGAAUACUACAAAGAUUUGCAGGAAAAAACAAAUCGAUAAAUGCAGUGGCCUUGAAAGAAUGUUUUAUGAAAUAUUAUCCUGAUACAGUUCUCCCACCUCCUAAAAAAAAAGGCAAAAAGAAAAAGGAUAAAAAGAAAGGUAAGCACAUGAUAUAUAGCGAUAUUUUCAUUAAAUCAAAUAUCUGAGCAACCGUGUCGUAUAAAACAUUUUACGCGAUUAAUGAUGGAUCAAGGUAACAUAUGAUUUGUAAGUGACAUAUUAUUUUUUGAAAACAACUUGGAAAAUUAUCGAACAAAAAAAUUAUUCGUGUUUUUUUCGAUAUAAACGAGCAAAUAGGCAGAAAUAAAAAGGGUUUAUUUAUUGAAAACAAGGUGCUGUAAAAUCACAACCAGAAAGCGAAUUUGAGUCAGAAGAGGAAGAAGAAGAUAUGGCAGAAACAAACCAAGAAAACCCCGAACAAGUGAAAGGACAAGCUGAAACAGAAGCAGGAGCCGGCAUUCAAGCGGCCGAACAAGCUGAAAGUAAACGACAGAGUCUUUCUGCCGAAGGAGAACAUGCGCAAACAGAAGCUCCUGCCAGUAACGAAGCUGCAAGUGAAAAUGUAGAAGCUGCUCCUGCCGCUGAGAACGAAUCCCCUGAAAAUCAAGUCAGGUCGUCAAGACCUUCGGAAAGUGCACAGGGCGGUGGAAAUCCUCAAACAUAAACCAAUUAAUUAUUAAAUCGAUUUUAUCUGCUUAACACAACUUUGUCGGUUAUUAAAACAAUUUUAUAAACAUAUUUACAAAUCAUCUGAAUAUUCACCAAUUAAUGAAAGAAAAACUUAUUUUUUUUAUUCUGAAUGUAAUAAAUAAACUUAUAAUAAAAAUUUUUUAGACAGG
Agrilus planipennis (emerald ash borer) is the source of this 2516-nucleotide messenger RNA. RefSeq names its product leucine-rich repeat-containing protein 74A-like. Gene Ontology annotation, biological process: activation of GTPase activity; nucleocytoplasmic transport. Lineage: Eukaryota; Metazoa; Arthropoda; Insecta; Coleoptera; Buprestidae. Gene Ontology annotation, cellular component: perinuclear region of cytoplasm; nucleus; cytosol. The coding region runs from base 216 to 1823 and encodes 535 amino acids. The transcript is spliced from 8 exons. Gene Ontology annotation, molecular function: GTPase activator activity; small GTPase binding. The record is from RefSeq and is a predicted model, not a curated record.